GAGGGCAGCAAUGCACCUAGUAGCCGCUAAACUGUCAUAAUCCUACCAGAAGAAGAAGAGGAAACUGACAGUCCGCCAUGCUCACCCUGCUGCACCACUGUGGUCGCAACUUGCUGACAUUCAGCACGAUUCAGGCAGUGAAUAAAAGUUACUACACGACACAGAUGGGUAAACGAGUGGCUGUGGUGUUGGCGGGCUGCGGAGUUUAUGACGGCAGUGAGAUCCACGAAGCCUCCGCUGUCCUGGUCCACCUCAGCAGAGGAGGUGCAAGUGUAAACAUGUUUGCUCCCAACAUUGACCAGAUGCAUGUGGUGAAUCACCUGAAAGGCGAACCAUCUGAGGAGAAGAGAAACGUGUUGGUGGAGAGCGCCAGGCUGGCCCGUGGAAACAUCCAGGACCUGUCUAAACUCAGUGUCGCAGACCACGAUGCUGUCAUAUUCCCAGGUGGUUUCGGGGCAGCGAAGAACCUGUGUACAUGGGCAGUGCAGGGGAAGGACUGCUCUGUUAACGCUGAGGUCAAGGCCGCGCUGCAGGCGUUCCACGGCGCGGGCAAACCCAUCGGCCUCUGCUGCAUCUCACCUGUGCUGGCUGCCAAGGUGUUCCCUGGCUGUGAGGUCACUGUCGGUGUGGAGAAGGAUGACAAGUACCCGGACACUACUGACACCGCGGCAGCCAUCAACCAGCUGGGGUGCAAGCACGUGAGUAAAAGUGUCAGCGAGAGCCUCGUGGACGACAAGAACAAGCUGGUUACCACCUGUGCCUUCAUGUGCAACGCGCCGAUCCACGAGAUAUUUGAUGGAAUUGGAACGAUGGUGAAGGAUGUGCUGAAGCUUGCCUGAUUCUAUUAAUACUGAAAAGGCGCUGGAAACAGAAAGCAAAAAAAAAAAAAAGCGUUUUAGGCAGUAGAUCAUUGCUAAACCAAUGUGUUACACCUUGAUCAGAAGCACUUCCAGAUACAAAAUAUACAUAUUUGCAGUAGUUAUGUUAGACAACAUGGUCUGAUUUUACAGGUUUAUCUAUUAUUUUGCAAUAAUCUCAGUUUAACUCAAUCUUACUAGAUUAUAUUGUGAUGCAGUGGAUCAGUCUCAUGAUUUCAAUGUUGAUGUAAAUGUGGAAAAUAAACAAGUAUGAUAUUGUACAGAGAAACUGCAAUAAAAUAAAAAAACUUCA
This is a messenger RNA of Thunnus maccoyii (southern bluefin tuna), 1170 nucleotides long. RefSeq lists its product as uncharacterized. The transcript is spliced from 4 exons. The record is from RefSeq and is a predicted model, not a curated record. The coding region runs from base 78 to 839 and encodes 253 amino acids. NCBI's taxonomy places the organism in Eukaryota, Metazoa, Chordata, Actinopteri, Scombriformes, Scombridae.